UAAAGCGGUUAGUAGCCAUCCAGCUGCCACGAAGCCAACGACUUCCCAGCCAUGAUGCCCGAUUUGCGUCCGUUGAGCCCCGAGCUUCGUAGCAUUGCCGCAGAGGAGCUGAACGAGGUGGAGGAGCGAGUGCCCGCUGAUCUGGCAGCUCUGCGGGAUUGGCUGGCCAAGCAGCCUUAUCUGAAGGCCCGGCAGGAUGACCAGUUUCUGGUUGGAUUUUUGCGAGGCUGCAAAUUCAGCCUGGAGAAGACCAAGUCCAAGUUGGAUCACUUUUACACCAUCAAAACACUAAUGCCGGAACUCUUUGGCAGUCGAGGAGUAGAUGAAAAAAACUUGACCCUGCUGCGAACGGGAACCUAUGUACGUCUGCCCAAGCCCUGGGGACCCGGCGGCCCACGACUUCAGCUCACAAACUAUGAGAAAUUCGAUCCCAAGCAGUUCAAGCUGCUGGACCUCUUCCGCUACCAGACUAUGAUGUCGGAACAGGCCAUUCGCGAGGAUGACAACAGCAACAUCAGCGGGUAUGUCGAGAUCAUCGACAUGGCCAAACUGAGCCUGAGCUUCCUGGCUCAACUCGACUUUACGCUCAUCAAAAGGAUGGGCGUUUUCGCGGAGAAGGCUCAGCCCACCCGCUUAAAGGGAGUCCACCUGAUCAACUGCCCCAAGGAAGGGGUGGCGCUACUGAAUCUGGCCAAGAGCCUCAUGCCCAGCAAGCUCCAGCAACGGUUUCACGUGUACAAAAAUCUGGAGCAAUUGAGCCAGGUGAUACCAAUUGAAUAUCUGCCAGAGGAGUACGGAGGCAGUAACGGACGCAUUGCUGACAUCCAGGCGGAGGCUGAAAAGCAAUUGUUAUCCUACAAGGAAUAUUUUGCAGAGGACUCACAAUACGGAGUGGAUGAGCGGCUACGACCGGGGAAACGAGUGGACGCGGACUCCAUUUUCGGAGUGGAAGGCUCGUUCCGCAAGCUUGACAUUGACUAGUGGAACAAGGAUUUAAAUUAAAUUUUUUAAAUGUAUUGAAAUGAGGAGAAUAGUCUCAAUUAAAAGCCAGAUAUAGUGCC
Messenger RNA from Drosophila kikkawai, 1061 nucleotides. Its product is annotated as alpha-tocopherol transfer protein. Gene Ontology annotation, cellular component: membrane. Lineage: Eukaryota; Metazoa; Arthropoda; Insecta; Diptera; Drosophilidae. The record is from RefSeq and is a predicted model, not a curated record. Gene Ontology annotation, molecular function: phosphatidylinositol bisphosphate binding.